Molecule: messenger RNA, 2810 nt
Organism: Impatiens glandulifera
Lineage: Eukaryota; Viridiplantae; Streptophyta; Magnoliopsida; Ericales; Balsaminaceae
Product: cation/H(+) antiporter 15-like
Exons: 3
Coding region: 285-2732 (815 amino acids)
Biological process (GO): regulation of pH; proton transmembrane transport
Cellular component (GO): membrane; endomembrane system
Molecular function (GO): antiporter activity
Source: RefSeq, a predicted model, not a curated record
CCCAACACAUGAGGAUGACCUCUCUCUUUCUUUCUUUCUCUCUCUCUCUCUGUUGCAGUUGUUGUUGUUGUUGUUGCAGAGUGAAUCUCCUUCAAUUCCCAAUUCCCAAUUCAAUUGUUAAUUUCUUCAUCUUCUUCUUCAAUAAUCGUCUUCUUCAAUAGUAUUGAUUUGAUGAUGCUGAUGCUGCUGCAUGAUUGUUCUAGUUCCAUAUUGCCUCCCAGGAAGAAGAAGAAUUAUUAUUAUUAAACCUGUCUGGGUGGGUGGGUGUCUAGCAGAUAGAAAUAAUGGAGAAAUCACUUGGACCGAACAAUGACACACUCCUUAAAAUCGGACACAGCACCAUUCUGUGUAUGGACCUCAACACCAUCACCGGUGGAUUCGGCGUUCACAAUCCCCUCGACUUCACCGCCUCUCUCCUUCUCGUCCAGCUCUCCCUCAUCUCCAUCGUCUCUGUUCUCAUCGACGUCUGCCUCCAACCUCUUGGCCAGUCCAGCAUCGUCGCACAAAUCAUAGGAGGUAUACUCGUCGGACCCUCCGGACUCGGCUACGACAAGGAUGUAGCAUUGGCCUUGUUCCCUCCCAGGAACACCAUGGUAUUGGACACAAUCGCCGCCUUUGGAAUCAUGUACUUCUUCUUCUCCAUCGGCGUUAAGAUGGACGUUACCAUGAUGUUCCGCCCGGGGAAGGUAGUACCCGUUAUCGGUUUAUCCUUAAUCUUAUUCACCAUGUCCUUUUCCAUCUCUUUAGCCCUCAUCAUGAAACACUACAUCCCAAUGGAUGAAUCCCUAUCCCGAGCCAUCACCUUCUACGCCGGUUCUCAAUGGCUAACCGCUCUCCCCAAUCUCGUCUGCCUCCUAACCGAAUUGAAGAUCGCUAAUGCAGACCUCUCCCGUCUCGCACUCUCCAUCGCCAUGUUCAAUGACAUGCUUGGAAUCGCAUGCAUCAUAGGUGGAAUCGCCUUCAUCGAGAGCACCAGCGCCUUACAGACCGCUGUCAUUUUUCUAUCUACCGCCGCUAUGAUCGUCAUCAUCGUCAUAGCUUUCCGCCCGUUGGUCUUGUGGAUACGAAAACGAGUUGUCAAAGACGACAAGGGUGUCCAGGAAUGGCACCUGGUCCUCCUCUUCGUCUGCGUCCCGGUCACCGCCCUUCUCACGGAGUUGGUAGGCCAACAUUAUAUCUUAGGACCGUUGAUAUUAGGACUUCUAGUUCCGGACGGCCCACCGCUUGCCUCCGCCAUUGAAGCCAAGCUUGACCUUUUCAUUACGAGACUGCUUUACCCAACGUAUCUGACGGUCAGCGGACUCAACACGAACGUUUUCACGAUUAAGGGAGAAUCUGCAUGGAUUCUUGCGGUGUUAACUCUGUUCUCCUGUUUGAUUAAGACCGGAAGCGUCAUGUUACCCGCCUAUUUCGUUGGAAUUCCAUUGCAAGAAGCUUUUGUUCUUGGGCUCAUGCUUAAUGCAAGAGGAGUUAGCGAGCUGAUUCUUUACAACUUUUGGAAUGAUAGCAAGCUGAUGACAGAAGGAGACUUCACGGUGGCAGUGCUAAUGGUGAUAGCGGUGACAGGCAUCAUAACGCCGCUUUUAAGGCGGCUCUACGAUCCGUCGAAGAUUCAGAUUCCUCUGAAACGAAGAAAUAUACAGCAAACAAAGGCAGGGACGGAGUUGAGUAUGAUGGUUUGCAUAUUUGAACAAGACAACGUUCCAACCAUGGUCAAUCUCCUGGAGGCCUCCAACGCAACGCGGGAGAAUCCUAUCGCCGUUACGAACCUUCUCCUUGUGGAAUUGGUGGGGAGGGCAAUGCCAACGCUCGUAGCUUACGAUCCGCAAAACCCUCCCCCUAAUAAUAGCUCAGCCGCAGUCAUCAAUGCAUUCCAUCAGUACGAGAUGUACAAUGAAGGAUGCGCCAGCGUUCGGACUUUCACAGCUAUAUCUCAACUCGACAUGAUUCACGAAGAUAUCUGCCGUGUAGCCAUCGAUCAGAACUCCACUAUUAUUAUCCUGCCUUUCCACAAACAUUGGGCGAUCGACGGAACGAUUGGAUCAGCUAAUCGAGUUAUACAAGCUAUGAAUGUCAAAGUUUUAGAACGCGCUCCUUGUUCGGUCGCGAUAUUAGUCGAUCGGGGUGGUUUGCACGGCACGUUGUCAAUCCUCAAUAAUCAAUCAAGUUACCACGUCGGCGUCCUGUACAUUGGCGGCGCCGACGACAGCGAAUCGUUAUGCUACGCAGCUCGGAUGGCAAACCACGAGAGCGUUGUUCUCACCCUAGUUCGAUUCCUUCAUUUUGGAGGCGACAAUGCUCGGGAACGUAAAGUUGACAAUGAGUUGAUCAGCGAGGUCCGGCGAGCACACGCCGGCAAUGAGGGAUUCUCGUAUCGAGAAGAGCUUGUAAAGGAUGGAGUGGGAUUAGCUGCGUGUAUUGGAGGGCUGGAGAGUUGCUUCGAUUUGAUUAUAGUCGGAAGGAGCCAUCCGGAUUCUACAUUGAUGGUGGGACUGGAAGAAUGGAGUGAGUGUCCGGAACUAGGAGUGAUCGGCGAUAUAUUGGCGUCGCCGGAUGCAAACAGUACGUCAUCGGUGUUGGUGGUGCAACAACAGAGAAUGAUAGGAGGAAAGUUAAUAAAUCGCGCAUCCAAAAACGUAGCGGAUAGAGAUUCAAUUUUGAUGCAGCCUGUCCCGGCACCGGUUGGCGAUCAUAACGACGCUACUUGGGCGAUUGCGAUGGAUAGAAGUUGAUCCAAAGUGUCUGUUUAGUGAUAGAAUUGUAGUAUAUAAAUUUUGUAUAUAAUUUGUAGUCUUUUUGACUAUUAAAUU